AGUGACGUCAGUGUGACGUGCGUCUUGAACUUGCGCAUGCGCAAUUAACACGUUCGCAAAGAUGGCGGAUCGAAGGGAGUCUUUGUGUGCAUCACCGGCUUACAAGCGUCCUCGUCUGGAAAACGACAGCAAUCUGCUUGGAUUGAGUAUACCAAAUGACGUAGUAAUGCCACCGGAGGAGUUUAAGCGACAGAAGUUUGCGUCGGAUGCGGCUAACGUUUCCGAGGUGACUUCGUCUAGCGAUGCCAACUCCGAGAUGUGCAACGGGGACUCCGGCUUCCACGAGCUGACUUCCACCAGCGGCGCUGACCUGCCAAACGGCGACGGGCUCUUUCCGGAGAACGACAACGUGGUGACAGAGGGUGUGGCCCAGGAGAGCCCCGCCUUCCUGGGAGCCCUGGGGUGCGAGGAGGAUGACGGGGCCUCGACCCUGAGCGAGCUGUCGGGGCUGUCGGACCUGUCGGAGCCGAGCAGCGGUUCAGAGUGGAAACCGAGCAGCGAGGGCCCCAUGGGCUGGGUGCAGCGGCAGAUGAGCCUCGGGGCAGACCCCCGGGCUCUGCUAGAGCGACUGCUGCCCGAGGGGGCCUUGGUGCCUCCCAGUCUGGACCGCCUCACCCUCUGGAGGAUCCUGGUGAGCGUGCUGAGCGAGGACGAGCCCCCCCGCCGGGCCAAGCUGCCCCACGUGAACACCCUGGACGACGUCGUGCACCUGCUACGCUCCUGCAGGCGCAUCCUCGUGCUCACCGGCGCAGGGGUCUCGGUGUCGUGCGGGAUCCCGGACUUCAGGUCGCGUGACGGCAUCUAUGCGCGCCUGAGCAAAGACUUUCCCGCGUUGCCGGACCCCCAGGCCAUGUUCGACAUCCACUACUUCCGCAAGGAUCCCCGGCCCUUCUUCAAGUUUGCUAAGGAGAUCUACCCAGGCCAGUUUUUGCCAUCUCCCAGCCACUGCUUCAUCAAACGCCUAGAGGAAAGCGGGAAGCUGCUGCGCAACUACACCCAGAACAUCGAUACCCUGGAGCAGAUGUGCGGCAUCCGUAAUGUCAUAACCUGCCACGGUUCCUUCGCGACGGCCUCCUGCACCAGGUGUCGCCACAAGGUUGACUGCCACACAAUCAAGGACGACAUCUUCAACCAGAGGAUCCCCCUGUGCCCCGAGUGUCCCCCGGGGGAGGAUGCCAUGGCCGUCAUGAAGCCGGACAUUGUGUUCUUCGGCGAGGGCCUUUCCCCGGAGUUCCACCAAGCCAUGGCCCGUGACAAGGCCGAGUGCGACCUGCUCAUUGUCAUGGGCUCCUCUCUCAAAGUGCGCCCAGUUGCCCUCAUCCCGAGCUCAAUCCCGGCGGACGUGCCCCAGAUUCUGAUAAACCGGGAGCCCCUGAAGCAUGUCACCUUCGACGUGGAGCUGCUUGGGGACUGCGACGUCAUCAUCCACGAGCUGUGUCACAGGCUCGGCUGGGAGGUGACGCCAGACGGGCAGCCCGCACUCACGCAGCUGGACUCUCUGCCCAGUUUGAGGGACUCGCUGGGGGCAGGGGGGGACGCCGUGGCACCCUGCAGCAGCUCUCCGGACGCAGCAGUGCCAGACUCUACGAGCGGAGAGGUGGUGGAGUGCUCCGUGGGCCCCGACCGGCCGUCCCAGGGCCCGUGGAAGCCCAGAGAAAGCGUGGCAGCCAGACUUCCAGGGGGCCACUUCCUGUUCACGCCUCCGUCGACGUACGUCUUCUCGGGGGCCGAGGUGUUUGUGGAGUCGGAGGACUCGGACUCUCCGUCCCCGGCCGAAGAAGAGUCGGACUCGUCCUUCAGCUCGGACGAAGAGGAGGAAGCGGCCGGGACGGGAAGCGCCAUGGAAUGCGAGGCCGCCGACCGCCCCCCCGUGGGACAGCAGGGGUCGCCUGGGAGGCAGGGCGAGGCCGAGACGGCACGUGGCUCCUGAGGCAUCCCCGGGUUCCCACACCCCCCGCCGGGGCACUGUACAUAGGCUAGGCUCAUCUCGUUCCCUCUUCCCCCGCGAGACCCCUCUCCUCCCGCCGGACGGAGGAAGCGUCUCUCGCCGCGCUCACUUUGUAAAUACGCUCAUUGUCACCAAAGUUCCCGGCUCCGUUGGACUCCCUCGGCGAGAAGAGCGCUCGACCCCGUUCCUGAAUCCGGCGUUGGCGUCUUCCCCGUGGCGCCUCGGCUCCCGUCGUUUCUUUACCCGCUUCUCGGCGCCGACUUCCUCCUCCCCCCGCGGCAGCAAUAACCGGCAAGCUCGGGGUGUCGGGCCCCCCCACGGAGACGGCGCGUAGCGUAGCAAUACCACUGGUUCGAGUAUGCACACCGCUAGACGGGCUUGUCCCGCGGCUCCCUCCCCCCCUGCCGGAUUCUCCGGACUUCCGAGGCCACGUUCUCAGUGGCAGGCCCUCUGCUGGCGUCGGGGCAGUGUGCAAUGGGUGCGUGCGAAGAGAAUCCUGCCAUUUUGGUGCCCCACUCGGCCGGUUUGCGUGGAAGCUCCGGCCAAACGAGGACGCCCGUUCCCCGUCGUAGACGGAAGCAACCAGCAAGGUCAGCCCGCAAAGUCGGCCCAACCUCUGCGCCUUCUUUGAACAGCUCUAUGCUACGGGCGGCGUUCGCCGGCUGCUUGGAUCCACGACGCUGCCGCAGAGUGCACGUUUUGCAGCGUCGAGAUUGUCAUUCGGAGCGACAGCCCGUUUUAAGCAAGUCCCACUCGUAACUCGCGAAUGUGUAAAUAGUUGUGGGCCGUUUCCUCGUGUCUUUGGUAUAAAGAGACCUUUUGGUGGUUCCUGUACAUAACUCCUUAUUUAUUAAAAAUUGUCUAGGAAAGGUUGCCUUUUUAUUUGAUACUUGAGAGAUUUAACAGUUGAGGUAAUUAGGCUUUGUAUGUGAACUGUGUCAGAUUGUUGUGUAUUUGAUGGUUUUAUGUGAAAAUACAAUGCUGUUACCUUUGCA
This is a messenger RNA of Ixodes scapularis (black-legged tick), 2943 nucleotides long. RefSeq names its product NAD-dependent protein deacetylase sirtuin-1 (gene Sirt1). NCBI's taxonomy places the organism in Eukaryota, Metazoa, Arthropoda, Arachnida, Ixodida, Ixodidae. The transcript is spliced from 11 exons. The record is from RefSeq and is a predicted model, not a curated record. Gene Ontology annotation, molecular function: NAD+ binding. The coding region runs from base 62 to 1930 and encodes 622 amino acids.